This is a messenger RNA of Phoenix dactylifera (date palm), 2539 nucleotides long. The record is from RefSeq and is a predicted model, not a curated record. NCBI's taxonomy places the organism in Eukaryota, Viridiplantae, Streptophyta, Magnoliopsida, Arecales, Arecaceae.
AUGUGCUGCCGGCCAAGCCGUUCCGCUGUCAGUGGUCGCUAUCGCUCUGCAUCAUCGGUCCGCCAGACGCCACGGAGGCGGCGCAAUAGACCACAGCCAUCAAGACUCUCGCUGUAGAUCGGCCGCGCUUCUCCGAAGCAAACCACCACCAAUCUCUGAAAGCGUCCGCCUGAAGGUGAGCUUUUUCCUCGUAAUCUUCGGUGCAAUCUCGUUUCAUCUCUUCUCCGAUCGAUUAGUGUAGCGUUUUUCAGAAGGGAUUUGGAGGGUUUUGUUUUCUAGGGUUUUCUGUUGUUGCAUCGAAUGGCGUCGAACAGCAACAACCAAUCAAGGGCAAUCGGUGGCCCUUCGCCUCUGGUGAACCCGGGAAUGGGCUCGCCGGCGGCCAACCAGUCCUCCCUUCUCCGCCCACCUUCGCUGCCUCAGGCGCCAGUUGGUUCCCCUUUUCAAGGCCUCUGCCAGACCCCGCUCCAGUCCCAGGUCCGCUCCCCGUUCCAGGUCCAGUUCGGAAACGCCGUGCUCGGCGCCGUCGGAGCCCCCUCCCCUUCCUUCUCCACCCCAGGCACGUCGGCCGCGAAAAGACCCCCUCAGAAGCCGCCUGCUCGCCCACCGGCGCCCGCCCCUGGUGCUGCUACUCUUAGCAUCAAGUCUGCCGAGCUGACCCCGGCUGGCCGGAGGAAGAAGCGGAAGCUACCGGAGAAGCAGCUGCCUGACCGGGUCGCUGCUCUCUUGCCUGAAUCCGCCCUCUACACCCAGUUGCUUGAAUUCGAGGCCCGGAUUGAUGCUUCACUUGCAAGGAAGAAGAUUGACUUCCAGGAAGCCUUAAAAAACCCUCCUUCCAUGCAGAGGACCCUCAGGAUUUACGUCUUCAAUACUUUCACCAACCAGACCCGCACAAUUCCUGAACCAAAGAAUUCUGAGCCCCCCUCGUGGUCACUGAAGAUCAUUGGUAGGAUAUUAGAGGAUGCUGUGGAUUCCGAUCCUGCCAGUGGGCUGCCUAAGCCCAAUCCCAUGUACCCCAAGUUCUCAUCCUUCUUUAAGAGGAUUAGUAUUGCUCUGGACCCGACACUCUACCCGGAAAGCCCGACAAUCAUAUGGGAGAAUUCACGCUCACCAGCACCACAAGAGGGCUUCGAGGUUAAGCGGAAAGGAGACAAGGAGUUCACUGCCAGUAUAAGGCUGGAGAUGAAUUAUAACCCUGAAAAGUUUAAAUUGUCACCUGCGUUGAUGGAGGUUCUUGGGAUCGAGGUUGAUACACGUGCCAGAAUUAUCGCUGGGAUAUGGCAAUAUGUCAGGGCAAAGAAGUUGCAGAACCCAAGCGAUCCCUCCUAUUUUACUUGUGAUCUACCUUUGAAGAAGGUGUUCGGAGAAGACAAGAUGAAGUUUGCCAUGGUGUCACAGAAGAUCUGGCAGCAUUUGUCUGCUCCACGACCAAUUAAUUUGGAGCAUAGGAUCAGGCUUUCAGGGAAUGGUGCAGUGAGCAAUGCUUGUUAUGAUGUGCUGGUUGAUGUUCCUUUCCCACUCCACAGAGAAACGUCAGCCUUCCUUGCCAACACAGAGAAACACAAAGAAAUUGAGGCCUGUGAUGAAGUCAUUUGUGCUUCUAUUAAGAAGAUUCAUGAGCACCGCAGGAGGAGGGCAUUCUUUCUUGGGUUCAGUCAAUCUCCAGUGGAGUUUAUAAAUACUUUGAUUGCUUCUCAGAGUAGGGACUUGAAGCUUGUUGCUGGGGAAGCAAGUCGUAAUGCUGAAAGGGAACAUCGUUCUGACUUCUAUAACCAACCAUGGGUUGAAGAUGCUGUCAUACGUUAUCUAAAUCACAAGCCAGCAGCGGGUAAUGAUGCUCCUGGUAGCACAUGAGUUCAACAUCAAUUAUGCUUGGUAGGAGAAAGCAGCAAUUCAGAUGUUGCUUUGAAGGUUCUUGUAAUUUUUGCAGCCUUUAGUUCCUAGAGAAGAAAAGGGCGAAGAAUAUCAAGUUCUUUAGCUUGCUGCCAUAAAACCUGACCUUGUUGGUAUUAAGCCAAUUUCUGGUUCUAGUGGCUGAACUUUCUCCAUUCUUGUCAUUAUCUGACUUUUAAAUGGCAACAUAGAUGGGUCUUAUGUGAAUGAUUUCUGAGAUGCAGUUAUCUUUGCCGAGAUACAAAGUCUCAGCUUGACCAUGAAGAUUAUACUAAACCAAUUGGUGGUGCAAGAAUGUAUCGCAACCACAGGAGCAGAACUAUAGUGGAGCUUACUAUUGGUAUUUCUUUGGGGCUCCUAAAAGUUCGCUGUGGAUUUACCUUCUUGUAAUGAUUUGGCUUGCCUUUUCUUCCACGAGCACCUGACAUCAAGAAUUUCUCACCAUUUGAUGUAAAAUUUUUCAUUGUUUCCUGCUUCAAAAGCCAUCCGGAGUUGUACUAAUCUCAAUACCUGGCCUCGAUCGUCUACACUAUGGGUAGUACUCAUCUCAAUUUUGAUGUUCAUAGUAAUAUUUUAUAUGUAGAUAUAAUGGUACUUUUGUCAGCAAGAAGCUCAAGAAAGUGUGGAAACCCAAUUUGCUAGUCCA